Molecule: messenger RNA, 5211 nt
Organism: Pectinophora gossypiella (pink bollworm)
Lineage: Eukaryota; Metazoa; Arthropoda; Insecta; Lepidoptera; Gelechiidae
Gene: grh
Product: protein grainyhead
Exons: 14
Biological process (GO): regulation of transcription by RNA polymerase II
Cellular component (GO): nucleus
Molecular function (GO): DNA-binding transcription activator activity, RNA polymerase II-specific; RNA polymerase II cis-regulatory region sequence-specific DNA binding
Source: RefSeq, a predicted model, not a curated record
UCCCCGCCGCCGCCGCGCGCCGCCGCCGCCUCGCCCGCCUCCGCGCCGCGCUCGCCCGCGCCCGCGCACGCCGUGCUCGCCACCAUGACGCCCGUGCAGCCCGCCGAUCACUACUACCCUCACAAGGUCGAGAUGGACUCAGACGACGGUUACCCCUCUGACGCGCACUCCUACCGCCACUCGCCGCACGAGCUAGCCGCGUACGCGCCCGACAGCAAGGUGCCCGUGCAGCCCGAUGUCUAUGACCAGGGCAUGGAGUCGAUCGACGAGAAGACCCCUAUAGAUCUCAUAUACGAGGACGACAAGCAGACGGUGAUAUACACGACGACGCCGGACCAGAAGCGCGUGGAGAUGAUCAGCGGGCAGCUGGAGGACGGCCAACUGGUGAGCGGCGGCGGGCAGCUGGUCGACGGCGGUGUGUCGGUGGUGGUGGGCGGCGCCGGUGCCGGCACCGUGCUCGUGCUGGCUGACCACGUCGUCGACGAGCUGGGGCAAGUCAUCACCAUACCCAGGAGACGUAAGGAAGUGAUGGAGGUGGGCGGGGAGUCCUGGCGCGCGUACUACUCGACGACGUCGGAGCACCCCCUGAGCGCGGCCACGUCCGCCGUGCUGGGCGUGGACGACCAGCCGCAGCCGCUGGUCACGGAGUACUACAAGCUCCCUCCACUCGGACAGGACACCCACCUCAAUCUUCACAAGGACGCUAAAAUUGUAGACGUCUGGCAGGCCGGCGGAGCUGUGAAGGCGGCCAAUGGCGCGCACGGGGCGGAGCUGGGCGAGCUGUCGGGCCUGCUCCACGCGGGGCUCGUGAAGCGCGAGCCCGAGGACCUGAGCCGCAAGGUGGUCGACGAGCCCGCGCCGCACGCGCUCAAGCCGCCGCGACACAAGGUGGCGGUGGGCGAGCCUGGAGAAGCGGCGUCGCCGUCGCCGGUGCCAUCCCGCGCCUCGUCGGCUGGCUCGCUGCUGCCUGACGCGGCCAUGUACGCAGCGCAGAUGUUCGCGCCGCCAGGCACCCCUAGUCCUACCCCUUACGGCGAACAGUAUUCGCGCCAGCCCGCCACCUUUCCUGGCGAGCCGUACUACAGAGAAUACUUCGUCGGCGACGGUUACCAGCAGAGGGCUGCCCCCCCAUAUGGAGACGCAGAAUCUGCCCCAGCUUCUGCCUUUGGCGACAGAUAUGCCGCUCCUCGAUAUCAUAGCAAGAGCGUGAUCGCCGCAGCAGGGUUGACAGUGGACCUGCCGUCGCCGGACAGUGGCAUCGGCGCGGACGCAGUCACCCCGCGGGACCACACCGCCGUGCAGCAGUCGUUCGACUACACGGUGAUCUGCCAGCAGUCCAGCGUGGGGGAGGACGGCCGCGGCACCCCCUCGGCGCACCACUCGCCUGCGCAGGCGCCGCGCACGCGCCCCUGGCACGACUUCGGACGUCAAAAUGACGCAGACAAGAUACAAAUCGCCAAACUGUUUUCUCCGUACGGGUUCAAGUACCACCUGGAGACGGCAAGCAGCAGCUCCCAGCGGCGUGAGGACGACCGCAUCACCUACAUCAACAAGGGUCAGUUCUACGGCAUUACCCUGGAGUACGUCCACGACCCUGACAAGCCACUCAAGAAUCAGACUGUUAAGAGCGUUGUUAUGCUGAUGUUCCGAGAAGAAAAGUCCCCGGAGGACGAGAUCAAAGCGUGGCAGUUUUGGCAUGGACGACAACACUCCGUUAAGCAGAGGAUAUUAGAUGCUGACACGAAGAACAGCAUCGGGCUGGCGGGCUGCAUCGAGGAGGUGGCGCACAACGCCAUCGCCGUGUACUGGAACCCGCUGGAGAGUGCCGCCAAGAUCAAUAUCGCCGUCCAAUGCUUGAGUACGGACUUUAGCAGUCAAAAGGGAGUAAAGGGAUUACCACUACAUAUACAGAUCGACACAUUUGAGGACCCCAGAGAUACCCAGGUUUACCACAGAGGAUACUGCCAAAUCAAGGUGUUCUGUGAUAAGGGUGCGGAAAGGAAAACAAGGGACGAAGAGAGAAGGGCAGCGAAGAGAAAAAUGUCUGCUACGAAUAGGAAAAAGCUGGAUGAAAUCUAUCACCCAGUGACGGAGAGAAGCGAGUUCUAUUCGAUGGCGGACUUGGCGAAACCGCCGGUGUUGUUUAGCCCGGCGGAAGACAUCGACAAGCUGGCAGGGAUGGAUAUCCAAGGCUUCUACGGGCACGAUGAGGCAGCCCUAGCGGAGGCACACCUCAAGGGAGCAUCUCCCUUCCUGCUGCACGCCGCCAAACCUCAAGCGCCAGCUCUCAAAUUCCACAAUCACUUCCCCCCAGACGCGCCAGCGUACAGAUCAGACGUGGGCGGGUUGUCUCCCUACGGAGACCGCAAAGACGCCCUCGAGCUGGAGGGCGUGCUGGGCAAGCGCGCGCGCACGUCGACGCCGCCGCUGAGCGAGCGCGUCAUGCUGUACGUGCGCCAGGACACCGACGACGUGUACACGCCACUGCACGUCGCGCCGCCCACCACGCAGGGCCUGCUGCACGCGAUUGAGAAUAAGUACAAAAUUUCAAGUUCGGCAAUUAAUAAUCUUUAUCGAAAGAACAAGAAAGGGAUUACGGCCAAAAUUGACGAUGAGAUGUUGGCGUACUACUGCAACGAGGACCUGUUCCUGCUGGAGGUGCGGCCGGCGGGCGCCAGCGAGGACGAGCCGCUCUACGACAUCACCUUCGUGGAGCUCACGCUCGACCACUAGCCGCCGCCGCCCCGCCGCCCGCCCCCCCGCCGGCGCUCGUUCGCCGCUACAGUGUUACACCUACGCGUGAAAUGAACUGCAACAAUCUCAUAUCUGUGGCGAACUCUCUUUUGGACAAUCUAUAAACAUUCCACUUGCUCUCAUAAAAUAAAAUUAUUUAUAAAUGGGAUAAACUUGUCUCAAAAGUGUCGAUCUCAGAUUGAAAUUUACUUUUAAGCAAUUCAUCACCAUAACUUUUUUACUGGAACUCGUCACAAAUUUUCACCAGUCGUUGAUAAAGCAAUGGCUGGAAGGACCAUCAUGUAAAUAUUAUAGCUAUUUUAGUGCCUUAUGGAAUCACAAUACGUAGUGUAGUGGUUUGGUGAUGGCAAGAAUGAUUGAAGAUGGCUUUAGACAGAACAAUUUAUAUGACGAUCGUAAGUAAUUCUAAUUAUAUAUUUUGUAAAGAAUGAUCUGAUGCUGAUAUAACGUGUGUGCCAUUCGCUCGGUUAUCAUACUAGAUGUAUGUUUACUUAUGUAGUUAUGUUUCAACAGGUACCUUUUAAUCUUGCCAUGAUGAUAAAGUAAGAAAUUCUUGUCACAAAACAUAAUAAUAUGUGGAUAAGUAUAUCUACAGUGAGUAAAUGCGUAAUGUGCCUUCGUCAUAAUAAUUAUAUUAUUAUCUCCUAAUGUAAGUGAGUUAAGUCAAAUUAAAUGCCAUCCACUUUGUUAAGUUUUCUAAACAUAAGUUUGGUUGUAAGCUCGCUCAAUUCAUUCAUUUAGUAAUGUUGGAUUUAGUUUUAGGAACGAACAUAAGUCCAUUGUUUCCUACGUGCACGACGCAGAAAUAUUUACAAAUCAAAUCAAUUUUGUUACUUGAUAAGAUGACAUAUAACAUAGCAUUAGACCUGUAUACCCGAAAGGGUAGGCAGAGGAGAUAGUAUACACACCCACUCCUCGCCAGCUAUGUGUGCGUUACUUCUAAAGGCAACCAUUUAUAUAAUUAUUACUUACAUUUACAUAUUAAAUUUAAAUUAAUUAAACAUAUCUGAGAUUAUUUAAUUGGAAGCAAUGGACAUCAUUACAAUUUUAAAUGAGACAGAGAGUCACAGUUUACAUAAUAGUCAUUUAAAACAUAGUCACAAAAUGUCGUCCAUCAGAACAUUAACAUUUUAUCAUUGAGGGGAGCGGUUUUGUGUAUAAUUUAAGAUUUUAAUGAUAAUAGAAAUAAUAAUUAUAAAUGAAUUUCGAUACUUAAGUUAUCGGGCCAUGACAACGAUUUAGCUUAAUGAAAGUAUUUUGUGUCCAAGACUUAUAACUGUAAGUGUCAUACAAAAUGUAACCAAUUUUCUACUUAAUACCGACUGCUAUCUUUAGGACAACAGAUUAGUACCCAGCAUACAGUUACAUGGUGGCUAUUUUGCUCUACGAUGCACAAAUUGUUCACACGUCUUUUCUGUCAAUUGGCAGUGCAAUUUAUGUUUUUGUACCUUUUAAGUUUUCUCCACCGAUUAUUUUCAAAAUUCAGAACCAGGUUCUGUUAUACUUAAUGGUAUUGUUUGUAGACGAAGUCGCCCAGGAAACGUGAGAUGUGCCUAUGCGGACGGUUCGAUUAACUGCCAUAUUAUGACAUAAUUUAGAGUACUAUCUUAGGUGUAGAUUCUUAAACGUAGUUUGUUUUUAUUGUCACACGACUUGCAGGUAGGCAUCGAUUUUAAUUAAGAUAAUGUUAUCUGUAUUUACGUAUUUUUUUAUAUCGUUUUCCGUUUCUGUAAUUUAGCUGCCAUUGCGUUGUGACUAGUUCCGUCCUUCGCGACUAUUUAAUUGAUAUCUUCCUUAUCAAUGUUUACUCUCGUUUCUACACUUGUUAACAUAUUUCCACCACUUUUAAAAAUUCAUUUUGAAAUUAUUUAUAUGCAUUUGCUCAAAGUCUGUGAACGCCAUUUUCAGUGGUCAGACUCUAACAUUGUUAUUUUAUGAUACUUAUACGUAUUCACGUAAUGAUAUUUAUUUAUGUACUUACUUAUAAUAAAUUGUGCAGCUUUAAUGUUUACUUACAUUGAUGUUAGUUCGUGAUUCAGAAUCUCGUCAUAAGUCACAAACGUCAGUAGCAAUAACGUAAAGCAGUUAGUAGGUAAAUGUGCGAGGGGCGAGCGCGUCGCUGCCGCGUGCGCCGGCGCGGCGUGUUGUGCAAUGUUUAUCAGAUUAUACUGUGAGUUAGUGUAUAGUAGAGGACCGUGGCUGGGAGCGAGGUGGUGGCUGGAGGCUCGCACGGCGCGCGCCCGCCGCUCGCUCGUCGUAUAGUCACACUAGUUAAACACACCCCCGAAAGUGGUAGCACAUUUUCGUUAAUAAAUUCUACUGUACUUAAGUUUAAAUGGAAUAGAUGUUACGUUAUUCUUUUAUAUGAAUAUUUGUAAGUUGUCAUAAAAAUAUUAUUAAUAUAAUUAUUUUUAUCAAAGUUUAUAAUCUAAAUAAAAAUGUUUUUCUUCAAAACGU